GAGCCGCACGCUGAAGGCCCUGGCCCUGUGUUGUUCGGCCCCGGGCGGAGCGGGGCAGGGCGGGCUUCGCCACGAGCGGGGCUCCGGAGGGUGUGUAGGAGUUCGCCAGGCGAGGGGAGCGGCCGGGCCCACCCUCCCUCCUCCCCGCUGCAGGGAUGGGCUCCAAGGCCAAGAAGCGCGUGGUGCUGCCCACGCGACCGGCGCCCCCCACGGUGGAGCAGAUCCUGCAGGACGUGCGGGGGGCGCCCGCCGAGGACCCCGUCUUCACCGCCCUGGCCCGGGAAGACCCCCCAGGUCCCUCUGGGAGGGCCGAGGACGCCGAGGCCCCGCGGGAGCAGCUCUACCAGCAGAGCCAGGUCUACGUGGCCAUGAACCAGCGGCUGCGGCAGGCGGGCGCCCAGCUGGAGCAGAAGCGGAAGGAGCUGCGGCAGGCGGGCCAGGAGCUGGAGCGGGACUUCGGCCAGGUGGCCCAGGUGGCUCUGCCGGGCGCCGCCUCCUCGGGCUGACCCGGCCCGCCGGAACCUCCGGGCCUCCGCACACCUGGCCCGGCGCCUCACCUGACACCCGGCCCCCGGGUCCCAGCAGUGGCUCAGCCGGGCACGGGCCCUCCCCGAGGGUGGGGUCCGGGUUGUGCGCCUGCCCCGCGCCCUGAGGCGCCCCGACUGGCCUUCCUGUGGGGCCCAGUCCCCGAGGGCCGUCCAUCCAUCCUCCCCUCCUUUCCUCUGGCGACCCUGCUUCACUGACCACCCGUCAGCUGACCCGGCCCUCUGGUUCUGUGGUCUCCGUGUGAACGGGGGGGCCCCAGAGGUCCCAGAAGAGGGUGGGGGGUCCAGUGUCCUCCCCAACCCGUGGUGGCCGUGGUGUGUGAGGAGCAGUGGCCCCUGCAGGGCCCAGAUCUGAGAUGGGGCCUCGGGGUGGGUGCUACCCCAGGGCCCCCGGCAGCCCGAUCCGCGGCCUGGGCGCUCCCCCAGGGCAGGCACUCGUCUCUCCGUCAGCUGUGGGAUUCUGCCACAUCGGGGCGCCGUGAGAAGACGUGCUGGUCAGUCCACCACGCCGGGCCCUCCCCCAGCCACCCUCCCAUCCCUGCACCUUCGUCUGCGGACAGGUGGGUGAUGGAGCAGAAGAGGAUCUUGAAAAGGGCCUUCACCAUGAAAAGCAACCCCGUGAAGACCAGAGAAGCAGCCGGGCCCGGUGCGGAUGAGCCCAAGUCCCUGUGAUGAAACCCCCGCGGGCGGCCGCCUGGAUGCUGCCCCCGUGGACCAGUCCUUUCCAGGGUCCCUGGAAGCUCAGGGCAGUGCUGGACCCAGCGUGGCGGGAGACCCCGCACCCCCCAGGAAGAAAGGGUGUCUGCUUCACCCCGAGAGCCCCUAUAGCUGGAAACUUGACCUCGGGGGCCCAGGUGUUGAGAAAGUGGAGCCUCGGCUGUCGUGGCAGCAGGGGUGCCAGGCUGCCUGGUCCAGGGAGCAGUGCCAGCAGCGGGCCCUGUUGUGAGCUGCUUGCCCCUCCACGCCCCCCGCCUGGCCUCCGGGUGGGGCCAUCUGUCUCUGGGGCACUGUCUACCCUCCGGAGUCCCCCAGGGUCAGCCGGAGACACUCCGCCGACCUCCUGCCCGGCCCCUCCCCUGUGCCCAUCCUGAGCGCUCUCCUUGCACCCCCGGUCGCACUGGGGCUCUGCGCUCAGGCGUCCCCUCUCGUCCUCGCAGUUGUGGGGUGCCCGGCUCUGCAGGCAGCACGUGGACCCCCACCCCGGCCUCUCCCCUCUGAGACGGGCGCAGGCAGUGCGGGGCGCGAUUCAACAGCUGUUUAUUAAAGGUGCACGUGAGA
Messenger RNA from Hippopotamus amphibius kiboko, 1823 nucleotides. It is a transcript of the gene C15H19orf25, whose product is annotated as chromosome 15 C19orf25 homolog. Bases 156 to 506 code for a protein of 116 amino acids. The transcript has 2 exons. Lineage: Eukaryota; Metazoa; Chordata; Mammalia; Artiodactyla; Hippopotamidae. The record is from RefSeq and is a predicted model, not a curated record.